AUGGCCGAUCUACCAAGGGAACGUGUCACUCCUAAUUUUGUCUUUAAUGUGACAGGGGUUGACUUUUGUGGCCCUUUUCUAGUAAAAUUUAAAAAUCAGCGUAAAGGAGUGUUAAAUAAGAUUUACGUAGCUGUUUUUAUUUGCUUAUGCUCAAAGGCUAUACAUCUUGAUUUUGUUUCAGACUUAACCACUCAAGGAUUUAUAGCUUGUUUGAAACGUUUCUUUGGUAGACGAGGCAAAUGUUCGAAAAUCAUGUCUGACAAUGGAAAGACAUUUGUUGGAGCAAAUGUUGAGAUUAAAAAACUUUUGAAGCUUGUCACUUCCCGCGAUGAAAACUUGUCUAACUUUCUCUCAAACGAGAAUAUUGUAUGGGAAUUUAUACCCCCAAAAUCACCUAAUUUUGGGAGCCUUUGGGAAGCUGGGGUGAAGGCUUUCAAAUUUCAUUUCAAACGAGUAAUAGGUAGCCAAAAAUUGACGCUUGAAGAAUUUGUAACUAUUUUAGCUGAAAUAGAAGGAGUAUUCAUCUCCCGGCUCCUCAUUCCAUUGUCGGCAAACUUUGAUGAUUUUCGGACAUUAAGUCCAGGUCACUUCAUAAUUGGGAGACCAAUAAAUGGUCUUCAAAAACCUCUACUUAAUGAUAUCAAGGAAACUCAUUUGUCUAAAUGGCAAAGGGUAACUAAAUUUAGUCAACAAAUUUGGCAAUUGUGGAAGAAAGAUUACUUAAAUAAUUUGCAGGGUCGAACCAAAUGGAAAUUUAGUAAGGACGAUGUAAAACAGGGUACUCUUGUUUUAAUGAAAAAUGAGCAACUUCCUGCCACACAGUGGUUAGUUGGAAGAAUAGUGGAAAUAUUUCAAAGUAGGGAUGGAAAAAUAAGAAUUGUAAAUGUACGUAUGCCUAAUGGUAAAAUUUUCAAGAGAAAUGUCAGAGACAUUUGUAUAUUACCGCUUGAAUGA
Messenger RNA from Parasteatoda tepidariorum (common house spider), 954 nucleotides. NCBI's taxonomy places the organism in Eukaryota, Metazoa, Arthropoda, Arachnida, Araneae, Theridiidae. The record is from RefSeq and is a predicted model, not a curated record.